Molecule: messenger RNA, 509 nt
Organism: Paramecium pentaurelia
Lineage: Eukaryota; Ciliophora; Oligohymenophorea; Peniculida; Parameciidae
Source: the annotation of a GenBank genome assembly
AUGGAAAGUCAGUAUUGUUAUAAUGCAAAUUUCAAAGUUUUGUUAAGUAAUUUAUUAAUACUAAUGACCUAAAUAAGAAAUAAGAUUUUAACUUUAAGUUAAUUUUAAUAUAUGCAUUAGCAUAAAUUUAAGUGAAAAUUUCAACAGAGAAUUCUGUAGAAAAGUAUUUAAUCAUAUCAACAGGGCUAUUAGUUGUUAUAGGAUUUGAAAAUAAUAAGUAUUAUUUUAUUAAUAUUGGUGUAGUAAGUGAGAGAUUACAUAUUUUGCAGAUUGAAAGAGUAUUAAUGUGAAAAAAUGGUUUCUCAAGGGUCUAGAAGCCACCAUAAAUUAAACCAAUUUAAUAAACUGUAAAUCUAGAAUGCAUUGAUUAAUUAAAAUUCAUUUUGAAAGGAAAGAAAGUGAAUACAAAUCUUAUUUUUGGACAACAAACCUUAAGAAGAAGAAUCUAGGCCUUAUUAGCCUCAAAAAAGAAUAACAUUAGAUAAUACAAUAACUAACACAGAUCGUGA